This is a messenger RNA of Rubroshorea leprosula, 777 nucleotides long. Lineage: Eukaryota; Viridiplantae; Streptophyta; Magnoliopsida; Malvales; Dipterocarpaceae. The record is from the annotation of a GenBank genome assembly.
AGGACAGUAAUAGUUGGCAGAGAAACAGAGUACGCAGACCCAACAGAAAUGGCUUCUUCCGAUCAAUCUCUUCUUCACUUUGUUUUGCUUCCACGUCUCGCACAAGGCCACCAGAUUCCGAUAAUAGAUCUAGGCAGACUCUUGGCGCAGCGCGGGGUGGUUGUCACCAUCAUCACCACGCCAAUCAACGCUGCAAAAUUCAGAACAACCAUUGACAGAGCAGUAGAACCCGGGCUCUGGAUCAAUCUUCUGGAAGUUCCGUUUCCGCCUUCGGAGGCGGGGCUCCCGGAGAGAUGUGACAGCAUGGAUGCUCUCCCUCGCAAGAGACUGUUGGGCACCGCAAGUUCUGAUCCUAUCUCAUUCCGCGAUCGGAGGCUUCUUAACGCAUUAUGGAUGGAACUCAACUCUAGAAGCGGUUCCUCUAAGACGGGGGAACCGGAGAAGGCUGGCAUUGCCGCGAAGAGGGAAGAAGUGAAUGGGGCCGUAGAGCAAGUGAUGGCCGGCAGCGAGGAUGGAGAAGGUAGGAGAAAGAGGGCGAGAGAGCUCGGACACAUCGCGAACAAAGCAAUCGAAGAAGGAAAUUUUCUGGCUGAUAUUUUCACAGGAAAAAGAAAUGCAGAAAGCAAGAAAGCCCGAGUAAAUCAGACUACUUGGGCUGAGUGCUGAAAGCAGACCCAUUAAGUUUUUAGUUUUUACGCGGUCCAUCUGACGUUCCUAAAUGGAUGCCACAGCCCAAUUCAUGGUUUUGGACCAAUGGAAGAAAUUUUUUUUUAAUUC